This is a messenger RNA of Heterobasidion irregulare TC 32-1, 4756 nucleotides long. RefSeq lists its product as uncharacterized. Gene Ontology annotation, cellular component: nuclear envelope; cytoplasmic microtubule; microtubule associated complex. NCBI's taxonomy places the organism in Eukaryota, Fungi, Basidiomycota, Agaricomycetes, Russulales, Bondarzewiaceae. Gene Ontology annotation, biological process: establishment of mitotic spindle orientation; vesicle transport along microtubule; microtubule organizing center organization. The record is from RefSeq and is a predicted model, not a curated record. The coding region runs from base 830 to 4684 and encodes 1284 amino acids. Gene Ontology annotation, molecular function: microtubule plus-end binding; dynein complex binding. The transcript is spliced from 21 exons.
AUGGAUCAUGAGCUCCAUUGGCAAGAGACCGUGAGGUGGGUUCUCCUCGUCUUGUCAUCUGACAUUGUCCCGAACCUCCCUGCAAAGAAUGCGCUUGUUUCUAUAUUGGUGACUCGGGUCCUUGAUAUCUACAAGAAGGGCGCCAGUCUAUCGUAUCCCUCGCUUCGUGUGUAUCUGCCUAUGACUUUGUCACAUGGACUCUUUACCGUUGGGAGCUCCGAUGAGUUGGAGUCCGAUGAGGAGUCAGCUCUGGGCCCCGGAAUCUCAAGUUCCAUUCCUUCUUUCUAUUUUUCAUUUCUCGACAACCGGACCGAGGUGCACACUCACGCAAAGGCUUCCCACAUGCUGUACCACCUUGGUUCCAAGGCACUGGUUGGAGACCAGCGAGACUUAAUGCGCUUGACACCGAUAGCAGGAUCAAGAUGGAAAGCUCUCACACAAUCUAAGGUGAAAAAGGUGAUUUUGGCACCGCCCAAGCCUGUAACUCCUGGAGAUCAGAUAAUAGCACACAUAUUUCAUGGGCGAAAUGUCCAAAAAGUUAGCAUAUUUCUGACUGAUUUUGGGACUGCCAAUCGCGGCAAGCUCAAUGCACUAGGCUGUGAUUCCCGUUCGCAUCAUCAACGCCUCAUGUUGCUUUUGGCGCCAGCUUCGCAUCGCCGCUGUCUGAAUUUGGUGAUCGAGCGCUCUCACCCCCACCUACUGUACUUGCUGGCCCAUUGCCGCCCAAAAAAAAAAGUCCUCUGCAGUUCCCAACCCUCCUGACUCUCAGUCGAGCAUUCGGUUGACAGUCACAGUUGUUCGCGCUUUCGAUCUCCCCAAGAUUUCUAAAAUGGUACGCCUUGGUCGCAGGAGCAAAGACGGUAGAUUCUAUGUCGUACUGUCUGUUGAUGGACAACGGGAGAGGGCCAAGAUCGCUGACUCAGGCAGUGCUCCCGAGUGGAACGAAUCUUUUUGUUUUGAGGCCCAUCAAUUCUCAGUUCUAAAGCUCGACAUCUGCGCCCACCGUAAAUUCAAGGAUACGCACAUCGGCGGCAUCGUUGAAUCAAUAAUAGCUUUAUGGCCUUCGGUACUUGACGGUGGGAAUCGCGACUUCACCGAGACGAUCUCUGAGGGAACGAGUGCCCGUGUCGAAGUACAUCUUGAGAUCAAAAUCGAAAGUUCGCAAACAGAAAUGGCCAAUAUCCGUAGAAGCGCUGAGGAUGUCUUAUUCAACAUGCAAUCCCCCACAAAACCUAUCGCCUUGGCAAUCAGAGCUUCAGCAGCCGCUCUUGAACCUGGGAAGGAGUUCGUCGAUAAUUCGACGCCUCUCUUGAACAAGGUCAAGAUAUUCUAUGACUUGAUGGACGGUAUCGCUGAAGUGCAUCCGUACGCCAAAAUGGCCUGGAGCAUCAUAUCGAUACCACAGAAGAUGGACCGCGACGAUCGAAUGCAUAGCCUCUUUGCGACCAUGAACUCCUUUUACAACAUCGUCAGUGACCUAGAAAAUGAGCCCGAGAUGAGACACACUUUACAAGACCUGCUGCAACUAGCAAAACAAACCACGGAAUGCUUAUACUUCAUCCGUGACUAUGCAAAGACCAAGAGCUUCCGUGAGCAUGAUCUCACGUCGAAUACCAUUCUCCUGGCUAACGCUCUCCUCACAGUAAAACGAACAGGACAGCAGUUGUUCGCCACAACAGAUGACAAGAUCGACGCAUACUGUACUGUGUUUGUCAAAUUCAAGGAGGAAUUGUACAGCAGAGUGGCCGUUCAGACUAUGAUUGCUGCGAAGAAGACCGAGAUUGUCGUAACGCACAUCCUUGACAACCUUGUCGCAACCACCGAUGUCAAUUUGGACGACAUUCCGUACGCGAAUGUCGCCAACUUUGACGAGUCAAAGGGAUGCCUGCCAGGCACUCGUGUAGACAUUCUGGAAGAGAUUGCUAAUUGGAUCAACAAGGAGGAUGCUCCCCGCACCCUCCUGCUCUCUGGUGCCGCGGGAACUGGCAAAUCCGCUAUUGCGCAUACCAUCGCCCAUCGCUUCAAGAACAUGAAUCGUCUCGGAUCUUCUUUCUACUUUGUGCGUAGCCAGAUCGAUCGCGGCCCAGGUAAGCUGUUCCCGACUGUGGCUCGUGAUUUGGCCGACUUCAACAAGGGCAUACGUCACGCGCUACACGAGGUUGUCAAAGACAAUAAAGCACUGCGUGUCACGUCCAAGAUUACCCAGCAGUUCAAUAACCUCAUUCUCCAACCUGUCGCGAGGCCUACCAUGACUGGACCCCUCGUCAUAGUUAUCGAUGCUCUAGAUGAGAGCGGGGAUGCUCAAGCUCGCGAAGACUUGCUUCGGGAGCUGGCCAGCAAAACCAAAGCCCUUCCCUCCAAUUUCCGCAUCCUCAUUACAUUCCGCCCAGAACCAGAUAUCAUGCGCGCGUUCCAAGCCUGCGACCAUAUGGCAUCGACGAGGAAUGCAGGCGCACGCUCGUCUCCAGAUGCGAAGGGUUAUUCUAGUGGGCAUCUGUCGCUUGUAAAUUCAUCAAAGGUGUGGGGAUGCCAGGAUCCAACCCUAGGGAACGAUACGAGCUUCUUGUCCAGGUCGGGAGGCUCUUUGGUCAUGGUCAGAUUCAAGCGCGUCAUGGCCCUUGUACUGACUGCAUUUGAACCUCUCUCUGUUGAAUCAUUGAACCAAAUCCUCCAUGCUGCCAACGACGGAAAUGCAGGAUUUAAGACGAACGUCAUCCUGGACUACAUGGGCUCUCUGCUAAGCGGAGUGACCGGGAACGAUGCUAUCCGUCCUUUGCAUACUUCAUUUCGCGAUUUUUUGCUGGAUCGUUCUCGCAGCGUUGACUUCUACAUAGACACUUCAAAGACUCACGUAGACUUCACGGUCGCCUCAUUGUACAUCCUGAAGAAGGAACUGAGGUUCAAUAUAUGCCACUUGGAAUCCUCACAUGUGGCAAACAAGGACAUGCCCGGCCUCGCCGAUCGUAUGAAGGAAUACGUGGAAGUGAUACUCUCAGACAAAUUUCUUUUCUGGCUCGAGGUGAUGAGUCUUCUCGAGGCCGUACCUGGGGCCGCGCAAGCUACACAUUUUCUUGUAAAGUGGAGUUCGUGUUUAGAUUCUGGCCAAAUAUCUGAAAUGGCAAUUGGUGCGCAUGCAUUUGUCAAUGCAUUCGGGUUCCCAAUGGCACAGUCUACCCCGCACAUCUAUCUGUCUGCCUUGCCGUUCGCUCCACAAAGCUCUACUGUAUUCAAAAGGUUUGGGAAGGACUUUCUUCAUGUUCUGAAGGUCUCGGCUGGGGCCAAUAACCACUGGCCAGCUGCCCAACAUAUCAUAUAUACAAGGGAUGUAGUUGAGUGUCUAGCCAUCUCGCCCGACGGGUCAUGCAUCGCGUCAGGGUCGUACGAGUCAACAAUAUGGGUGUGGGAUGCGACAACAGGUGCUGCUUUGGGCGAUCCUCUCAAGGGACACAGAGAUUCGGUCAGAUCCGUGGCUUUCUCGCCAGACGGAUCGCGGAUAGUGUCAGGCUCGGAUGACAAGACCAUCAGGGUAUGGGAUGCGGCAACGGGUGCUGCUGUGGGUGACCCCUUCGAGGGACAUACAAAUUCGGUCAAUUCUGUUGCUUUCUCACCCGACGGGUUGCGGAUUGUGUCAGGCUCGGACGACAACACCAUCCGAGUAUGGAAUGCGGCGACGGGUGCUGCGGUGGGCGACCCAUUUCAGGGACACACACAAUCCGUCAAUUCUGUGGCUUGCUCGCCAGAUGGGUCGCAGAUCGUGUCAGGCUCAUAUGACUCCACAAUUCAGAUGUGGGAUGCGGUGACAUGCGGUGCUAUGGGUGACCCUAUCGAGGGACACACAAAUCUGGUCAAUUCUGUUGCUUUCUCACCCGACGGGGCGAGGAUCAUGUCAGGCUCGGGGGACAAGACUAUCCGGGUGUGGGAUGUGGCUACGCAUGCUACUAUAGGCGACUUUCUGGAGGGACACACAGAUUGGGUCAUAUCUGUUGCUUUCUCUCCAGACGGGAAGCGGAUCGUGUCAGGCUCGAGAGACAAGACCAUCCGGGUGUGGGAUGUGAACACGCGUGCUGCUGUUGGCAACCCUCUGGAUGGACAUGCAGAUUUGGUCAGAUCCGUUGCUUUCUCGCCGGACGGGUCGCGCAUCGUGUCAGGCUCAGCCGACUGCACGAUACGGGUGUGGGACACGGCGACAGGUGCUCCUGUGGGCGAUCCUCUCGUGGGACACACAAAUUGGGUCCAUUCUGUUACUUUCUCGCCAGACGGGUCGCGGAUAGUGUCAGGCUCGUCCGACAGCACGCUCCGGGUGUGGAAUGCGACCAUCGUUCGGCCUGCCCCGAUCUACAAGGUCGAAACUAGCAGUACUCUUUCCACAAUUUCCAGCAUGCAUCCCACCUCCAUUCUCAUCUCGCCUCAUCUAGAACACGCACUGCACCUAGAUGUCCUUUAUGAGUCUGCGCCAGGGUCUCAAGGGGACUAUCGUACAUAUAGACACACGGACAGUGAUGGUUGGAUAGUGGGUCCAGCAUCAGAACUGUUAUUCUGGGUGCCCGCCGCGUACCGCAACAAGUUAUGGCCCGGUUCAAGGCUGAAGAUUGUCGCAGGAAGGGACUAUAUGCAGCUGAACCUCAGUCAAUUUGUCCAUGGAAAUUCGUGGCAGCAGUGUUACCAUCCUUCGCAGCCGCCCUGAUUCAGAUCAGAGUCUUUCAUCUCUUUCCGCUAUGUACGAAGUACUUAGUUUCUAGAUGCCGUGCUUUGUGAU